AUGUAUGUAGGACCUUACCGAUUGUGGCUGCUCAAAGAGGGAACGAUGCCUUCUCUCCUGGUCCUGAUCUUCGUCGUCGAGCUGGCUGUCCAGCUCAUCAACACCAUCGGCGCAACCACCAUCAACAACCUCCUCUGGAGCCUCGUUACCUCUGUGCCGACAGACCUCUCUCGAGAGUACUCGGCCCAGCGCAAGCUGCAGCAAGAGUUCCUCAAAGUCCGGCGCGACCUCAACGCCACGAGCAGCCAGGAUGAGUUUGCCAAGUGGGCGAAGCUGCGGCGCCAGCACGACAAGCUGCUGAGCGAACUGGAGAAGAAGAAAUCCUCUCUCGACGGCACGCGAGCCAAGUUCGACCGUUACUUGACGACGAUCCGCCUCAUCCUCACCCGUGGCAUGCAGUACUUCCUACCCUUCUGGUAUGCGAAAGAGCCCAUGUUCUGGCUGCCCCACGGGUGGUUCCCGUACUACGCAGAAUGGCUCCUGUCGUUUCCCAGAGCGCCCAUGGGCAGCGUGAGCAUCACGUCGUGGCAGGUGGCCUGCACGGGAGCCCUCUCCAUCAUAACCGACACCAUCAUGGCCGUGAUCGGCCUGGUCUGGGGAGCCAAGCAGCCACAGGCCACACCUGUGUCGGCAAAGGGAGGCAAGGCCAAGGAAGGGGCACAGUCGGAAAAGAAGGAGCUGUAG
Molecule: messenger RNA, 684 nt
Organism: Thyridium curvatum
Lineage: Eukaryota; Fungi; Ascomycota; Sordariomycetes; Thyridiales; Thyridiaceae
Exons: 4
Coding region: 1-684 (227 amino acids)
Biological process (GO): tail-anchored membrane protein insertion into ER membrane
Cellular component (GO): GET complex
Source: RefSeq, a predicted model, not a curated record